GAAAGCUCUUCACGAUUGGGUACAGUAUUUUUAGAAAACGAGAAGAGUCAGCGCUGCUGGAGUUGCUGCUGCCUGAAGAGACGCUGUCCGACAGACACUGACGCUCUUCCUAGGCCGGCCACCACCACAGUUCGAAAUGUUGCGUCAGAUGUUUUCGUCGCGUCCGCUCCUCCGUAGGUCGCUGAGGGCGCCCGUCUGCAGGCGGCAGAUCAGUCACUCCUUGAUUGACGUCUCCCCGAGCGUGCAAGAAGCACUUUUUUACAAGCACCCUGUUGUGGCACUGGAAUCGGCUAUAAUCACCCACGGAAUGCCCAUUCCUCACAACCUGGAGACCGCCCUGCGGCUGGAGGCGACGGUGGCUGCGGAGGGCGCUCUACCGGCGACCGUCGCUUUCAUCAGAGGCAGAAUCAAGGUGGGGCUGUCCCCCGAGCAGCUGGAGAGCCUUGCGCUGAAGAAGGAACCCGCAAUCAAGGUGUCCCGGCGGGACUUUCCGGCCGCCAUCAGCCGCAGGUUGAACGGUGGAACCACGGUCGCGGGCACCAUGAUGGUGGCCCACGCGGUGGGCAUCAGGGUCUUCGCCACCGGUGGUAUCGGCGGAGUGCACCGCGGCGUGGAGAACACGAUGGACGUCAGCGCCGACCUCGUGGAGUUAGGCAGGACACCGGUGGUGGUUGUGUGUAGCGGCGCCAAGGCCAUCCUUGACAUCCCCCGCACCCUGGAGUACCUGGAGACUCAGGGCGUCGGGGUGGUCACGGUCGGCGACUCGGACGAUUUCCCCGCAUUCUACUGGGCAAAAAGCGGCUGCAAGUCUCCUUACUCUGUUCCGUCCGCCACCGAAGCAGCCGAUUUCAUCCGCGCCUGGGAGAAGGUUUCAGAGUCCGCAGGGUUAAUCCUCGCUGUACCGGUGCCAGAUGCCGAAGCUGGAGACAGUCGGGCCCUAGAGGACGCGAUCAAGGUUGCUGUCCAGGACGCGGAGAGGAGAGGGAUUUCCGGCAAAGACCUGACGCCCUUCCUUUUGGGUGAGAUGAACAGACUGACCUCAGGGGCCGCCCUGAGCAUCAAUAAGGCGCUGGUGGUGAACAAUGCGAAGACGGCAGCGCAAAUCAGUGUUAAAAUUUCCACAUCAAACUCGUCAGGUUGCAGAGUGAGUGUGAUCGGAGGGUGUGCCUUGGACAGGGUCGUCAGGGUGCAAAGCAAUCCAAUCCCCUUGGAUGGGGCCACCUGGCCAGGCAGCAUCAGUGAAUGUGCUGGUGGGGUAGGAAGGAAUCUGGCAGAGGCCAUCGGCCACCUCGUGCAGGAAAACUUGCAAAAUUACGCCAAGCCGCUGUUUGUGUCUGCCGCGGGACAGGACAGAUCCGGUGACCUGAUCAUCGAGCAGACUCGCGGAGUCGUGGACACGGCAGGCGUCCGCAGAGUCAAGGACCGUGGAACGGCAGCCUACGAAAUCUUGCUAGACGGAAAGGGCGAGUGCAGAUUGGUGAUCGGCGAUGACGGCGUCCUGGCCGGCAUCGACGUCGCCUGGAUUGGCAGACAGCGGCUGCAGGACUCGAGGAUGGUCGUGAUCGACGCCAACGUGUCGGAGGAAAGCGCAAGAUAUGUUCUGGAGACGUGCCAGAAAGAGAAAAUUCCGGUUUGGUUCGAGCCGACCGACGCGAGGAAAGCCCGAAAAAUCGUGGAAUCAUCGCCGCUGUGGAAAACCCUGAGUUUCGUUUCACCCAACCUGGAGGAGCUGAAGCGGAUGGCCGAGGCGGCCGGGACUAGGGUGAUAGACGCUAAGCCCAAUCUGCAGGAGGUGUCCCGCCUGGCCAGGUUCCUGGUGGACCAAGGGGUGGCCAACGUGGUCAUCACGCUCGGCCAACAAGGCUGCCUGAUUGUGAACAGGAGCGACGCAGGGCAACCCUUGCGCACCUUCUUCGAGCAGGAGACCAGGUUGCCUGCCAAAGCAAAGUUUUACCCGAUCGACACGCCAAAUCUAGAGCCCGUCAGUGUUUCUGGCGCGGGCGACUGCUUCGCCGCUGCGCUCAUCCUGGCCGCGGCCGAAAAGUGGCCCGAGAAGGUGGCCGUCGCAUGGGCCAUGGCCGCCGCGAACGUGUCGCUGCUAAGUGCGAAAACCGUGCCUGUCGAGUUACGUGAUCUGAAAGUUCCUGACCAGGGUGCUAAGUGCCAGAUUAUUUUUUAAUUAUUUACUUUCAUUCCAGUUUUAUGUACAUAUUUUUCUACAUUUUAUUCGUAUAGGGUUGAGAAUUUUAGAUGGAGUUUUCGAGAAAAUCAUUUUGGAGCUAAUUUAAGACAUUUUUUUUAAAUUAUUCUUUCCAAAUAAUAUUAGAAUUUUAGAGGAUGGCAAUUAAUUUACAAUUUUAUAAUUUAUAUUUUUGAGUUCGGAUACAGAUAGUUACACUGGAGAAAUAGCUCUAUAGCAAACUUAAGUUCCAAAAAGUGUUUUUCAUUGUUAUAUUAAAAUACAUACGUGUUGCCUAAAAUCAAAAUAUUUUGAAGAAAAUUCUAAAAUUCACCGCAAUCGUUAACUAACUACCGCAUUUAAAAAGUUGUUUAUAUUUGGCUUUAAAAAUGAUUUAGACGAUUCUAUAAGAAGGUUUUUGGCUGCAAAGACGCUUUUGAUUAUAUUUAAAUUUCGAUUCGUGCUCACUUUUGGUCCUAAUUAAAAGCAGAAACCAAGAAAAAUAUUGUUAAAUCGUCUAAAACUCUCAACCCUUAUGAACGAAGCAUACUCAAUUUUCUACCUGAAUCAGCUGGUGAUGCAAUAAAAUUACACGUGUAUAACACCGGUAAUGGGGGCAAUUUGAAUGCAAACACUUCCUUGUUGGGCCGAUAAUUUAGUGGUACAAAUGGAGCUUUCAAAAUUCGAUCAAUUUGCAUUGUAAAAAGACUGCAACAGGUGCCAAAAAGCUCUCGCGAGGGCAUGAGUCAUUUUCGUGGCCGAUGCUGCAGGAAUAUUAAUUCAGCCUGAGUGACUCACCUCUGUGUAACCUCUCAUCUGCGAGAUCCGCAAACACACUUAACGCAAAACGCAUAGGCUGCCACUUACAAUAAUGAUAUGCGGCGAUCACGUCAUUUUGAAAAAUUGCCUCCACCGCGUGCGCAGCUCUCUGAUUAAUAAUAUUACAUUUUUUUCUUUCUCUCUCCCAGUCCCAAGUCUCUAACACGCAGAUUGAUAAUUUUAGCCUUUAAUGCUCUCGCGGCCGCCAUUUUGAAUAAUCUGAUUCGCGAAUAAUGCGUUGCAAUUAAAAUGGAAACGCUCCGGUGAUCUCACACGGUGCGUUUGUGCCCGACGCAUAUUUUCUUUUCCGAUCAAUUUUAUGCAUCAUUAAUCACACUGUGGCAGCUGAAUUAGAGAGUCAGACGCGCGGCCGGCGAUUCCGUUUUGUGGUACUCGCGACCGCUCGUGGCAAUAUUUUGUGUCUUGGGAACUUUCCCUCAAACUCAAUUUAACAAUGAACAUAAACAAAACGAAAUGUACGCUUGUCUGAUUUGUGUUUUAAAAAGCGAACAGCGUGUCUAUGUUUAUUAUUCGCUGCCUAAGUGUGUCGCACGCAAACCUCUGCGAUAUGCGUAUUUAAAAUGCUAUUUCUGCUUGAAGCAAGUCAGUAAAAAAUACUUUUCAUUCAUUCGAUGAAAUUGUUUUGA
Molecule: messenger RNA, 3645 nt
Organism: Cloeon dipterum
Lineage: Eukaryota; Metazoa; Arthropoda; Insecta; Ephemeroptera; Baetidae
Exons: 2
Coding region: 137-2179 (680 amino acids)
Molecular function (GO): kinase activity; pseudouridylate synthase activity
Source: RefSeq, a predicted model, not a curated record